CAUAUUUACUCCUCUUCUCCCUCGAUUUGCCCUUCUGUCUUCUUAUAGGGUUUUCAUUAUUUCUCUCUUUUCAUAUCAAACCAAACCAAAUCCAAUCUCCUCUCCUCCCAACUCAUACUAACAAACCCUCUCUUCAAUAUUAAUUAAUAUUCGAAUUUCCAGCGCUUCGAUGGAGGAGGGAGACAGCGGCAGAAUUCCGGUGAUCAAGAUCAAAAUCCCGAAGGAAACGGGGGAGGAAGAGGAUGUUCCGAGCCAUUACUGCAAAGAAUGCGACCGGAGCUUCAGCUCGGGGAAGGCGCUGGGAGGGCACAUGAGCUCUGCGCAUGUUCAAGCUAACAAGGAGUACUCGAUGAGGAAGGCGAUGAGCUUCAAUUCCAACUCCAAAUCCAAAUCAUCGCCUGGAUCUCCUACUUGCUCGUGCAAUAUCUGCGGUAGGGUUUUCCAGUCGCAGAAAUCCCUCUUCGGCCACAUGCGGUGCCACCCCGAGCGGGAGUGGCGCGGGAUGGAGCCUCCGCGAGACGCCAAAUCGGAAUCCUCGGAAGAGCUAGGGUUUUUCAAGGCGAAGGCUUGGCCAACUUGCAAGAGGGGGCGGCCCUCGUUGGCGGCGGCGAUGGAAGAGGAGAAGGAGAAGGAGAAGGUGGAUGAGAUGGUCAAGGUGGCGGUGCAGGUGCUGGCCAGCGGGAAGAUGGAGAGGAAGUAUCGCUGCGAUACAUGUGGUAGGGUUUUCAAGAGCCACGAGGCGCUGGGAGGCCACCGGGCCAGCCACAACAAGUUCAUGAUGACCAUUAUCAACACCAGCACCCGCCAUCUCGAGCCCAAGAAUAUGCCAAAGGCCAAGAAGAAGAAGAUGAUGUUGAUUAAGCCUGAUUCUGUCACUAGUGAUCAUGUUGAUGGUGAUGGUGAUUCGGCCUCGGUCUUGGCCUCUACCAUCACCCCCACCUCAGCCUCCACCAUCACUCCUACCUUAGCCUCGGGCUUUGGCUUUGAUAUCGAUCUCAACAUGUCUCCACCCGGGGAGGAGGAGGAGGAGGAGGUCGAGGACAAGGGCAUGGAGGAGUCUUCGAAUGAUACCUCGUCUAGGCAGUAGCAGUCUGGUUAACUACUUCUAUUAUGUGUUUCUGUUUCUAGGUUUUGUUUUUGGUGUUAGUGAGAAGAGACAUAGCAAUUCAAGUUGCAUAGUUCCAGUUGAGGGUUAAUCCCCUUUCUUUCUUCUAACUCUACUCACUAAUAAUGCUACCAAUUUCAACUUUGUUGUUCCAGUGUAUUGCUUUCUCUUGAGAUAUAGGUACAUGCGUGAUCAUUUUGAGAUUA
Molecule: messenger RNA, 1311 nt
Organism: Salvia splendens (bonfire salvia)
Lineage: Eukaryota; Viridiplantae; Streptophyta; Magnoliopsida; Lamiales; Lamiaceae
Product: zinc finger protein ZAT1
Exons: 1
Coding region: 170-1087 (305 amino acids)
Source: RefSeq, a predicted model, not a curated record